Fonsecaea erecta is the source of this 870-nucleotide messenger RNA. RefSeq lists its product as hypothetical. Gene Ontology annotation, cellular component: cell surface; extracellular region; fungal-type cell wall. The record is from RefSeq and is a predicted model, not a curated record. Bases 1 to 870 code for a protein of 289 amino acids. The transcript has a single exon. Gene Ontology annotation, biological process: cell wall organization; carbohydrate metabolic process. NCBI's taxonomy places the organism in Eukaryota, Fungi, Ascomycota, Eurotiomycetes, Chaetothyriales, Herpotrichiellaceae. Gene Ontology annotation, molecular function: 1,3-beta-glucanosyltransferase activity; glucan endo-1,3-beta-D-glucosidase activity.
AUGAGGACAAGUCAAUUGAUUGCCCUUGCGGCUGCCACCGCUUCAGGAGCAGAGGCAUACUACAAAGGAUUCAAUGUCGGGGCCAAUCUGGCAAAUGGAGCCUGUCGAAGCGAGUCGGAUUGGGAGUUUGUCUUCAACAAGAUCGCGAGUUUUCCCGGAAACUUUAAGAACGCUCGGCUGUAUGCGUCCAGCGACUGCAAUACUCUGGCAAAUGCGGUCCCAGCCGCCAUCAAUACUGGUACCUCACUUCUUGUCGGCAUCUGGACCGAAGACGAUACCCAUUAUGAGGCAGAGAAGCAAGCAUUAUUGGAAGCAAUUCAACAAUACGGGCACGACUGGAUCUUGGCUGUUUCUGUGGGGUCCGAAGAUCUAUACCGAGGCGACACUGAUGCCAACACUCUGGCAUCGCAAAUCAAUGAUGUCCGCGGUAUGCUUUGGGGUCUUGGAGCUAGCAGCAAAUCUGUCGGCCACGUUGAUACCUGGACCGCGUGGGUGGACCCUGCCAACACUGCGGUGAUUGAUGCCGUCGACUGGCUCGGUAACGACGCAUACCCUUACUGGCAGGGCGUCGAAAUCGACAACGGUGCUGCUAAUGAUGCAUACUGGGCGGCGGUCAACCAAGUGCGAGCGGUGGCUGGCGGUCGCGAUGUGUGGACGACCGAGACCGGCUGGCCAAUUUCGGGCGACGCUGUCGGCAGUGCUGUCCCCUCGGUGGACAGCCUGCAAACCUACUGGUGGCAAGUCUCGUGCGCCAGCUUCGACAGCUUGAACUACUUCUUCUAUGAUGUUGAUGAUUUUGCCGCUUCGCCCAGCUUUGCCGUCGUCGACUCCAACUACGACCCUCUCAUCGACAUGACCUGCGGUUCAUGA